Microthlaspi erraticum is the source of this 822-nucleotide messenger RNA. Lineage: Eukaryota; Viridiplantae; Streptophyta; Magnoliopsida; Brassicales; Brassicaceae. The record is from the annotation of a GenBank genome assembly.
AUGUACCAUGACCUCAAGAGGUACUAUCAUUGGGUCGGGAUGAAGAGGGAUGUAGCAGACUGGGUUGCGAAGUGCAACACUUGUGCCUUGGUGAAGGCAGAGCAUCAGGUUCCGGGUGGUCUUUUGCAGAGUUUACCCAUUCCAGAGUGGAAGUGGGACAGGAUUACGAUGGAUUUCGUGGUUGGACUACCUGUUUCGAGGACUUUCGAUGCUAUCUGGGUGAUUGUGGAUCGGUUGACUAAGUCCGCACAUUUCUUGGCCAUCAAGAAGACAGAUGGAGCUGCUGUCUUGGCUAGGAAGUUUGUGCGAGAGAUUGUGAGGCUGCAUGGAGUGCCAGCUAGUAUUGUGUCAGACCGUGAUCCCAGAUUCACUUCAGAGUUUUGGAGGGCGUUUCAGGCAGAGAUGGGCACUAAGGUGCAUCUGAGUACAGCUUAUCAUCCGCAGACAGAUGGUCAGUCAGAGAGGACUAUUCAGACUUUGGAGGAUUUGCUGAGGAUGUGUGUGUUGGAUUGGGGUGGCCAUUGGGCAGAUCACCUGAGCUUAGUUGAGUUUGCAUACAACAACAGCUUUCAGGCGAGUAUUGGCAUGGCUCCAUUUGAGGCUUUGUAUGGGAGGCCAUGUAGGACACCCCUAUGCUGGACCCAAGUGGGGGAGCGCAGCAUGUAUGGAGCUACUUAUGUUCAGGAGACGACAGAGAAGGUUCGUGUUGUGAGGCUGAACAUGAAGGAGGCUCAGGAUAGGCAGAAGAGUUAUGCAGAUAGACGCAGACGAGAGCUUGAGUUUCAGGUGGAGAUAGAGUUUAUCUCAAGAUGGCUAUGUUGA